AUGCUGGGAGGCACAAGUGGGAGUCAGGGCGUUGGUGGUCAGAGUGGCGUGGCAGUUGGAGAGAGGAGCGCAGAGAGGGGGAGAGUGAGGGUGGCGGGGAGUUCUAGAGAGGAGGAGGGGGAGGAGGAGGAGGAGGAGGAGGAGGAGGAGGAGGAGGAGGAGGAGGAGGAGGAGGAGGAGGAGGAGGAGGAGGAGGAGGAGGAGGAGGAGGGGGAAGAAAUGGGGCGAGGAGUGAAACGCGAGGAACAGUCAGUGGAAGGGGCAGAGGGGGAGGAGGAGGGAGAGGAGGAGGACGAGGAGGGAGAGGAGGAGGGAAGGAAACUAGAACUUGAAUCAGAGGGGGAGGAAUGUUUUCAGAAAGAGGAGGAAGAGGAGAAGGAGGAGGAGGACGAGGAGGAGAGGGUGGAGAGGGAGAAGGAGGAGGAUGAGGAGAAAGAGGAGGGAGAAAAUGAGGAGAUGGAGGAGGAGGAGGAGGAGGAGGAGGAGGAGGUUAUAGUGGUCACUGCAGCACUGGCCACGAGGGACGUGCUGCUGGUCUUCCAGCAGGAAGCUGCUCGUUUGAGAGCAGUGCGAGGGGAGGAGGUGAGGGAGGACGCGAAGAAGACGGGGGUUACGUCACUGACGUCUAGAAUGUGGAGUAUAUUGAGUGUAAAAGCUUGA
Closterium sp. Naga37s-1 is the source of this 660-nucleotide messenger RNA. Lineage: Eukaryota; Viridiplantae; Streptophyta; Zygnematophyceae; Desmidiales; Closteriaceae. The record is from the annotation of a GenBank genome assembly.